CACACCCACAUUUCUAGGGCUUUUGCUACUGUCCUUCACUGAUAACGCACUCUCUCUCGCCGAGUAAGCACAUUUGAUCGAUCAUGGCUGAGGCUACACCUGUGAUUCCGAUUGAUGAAUUGUUGGAAUUUCCAAAGAAAGAUAAGCGUCGCUUCUUACAUGCUGUUUAUCGUGUCGGUGACCUUGAUCGCACCAUCAAGUUCUACACUGAAGGUUUUGGGAUGAAGCUGUUGAGGAAGAGAGACAUUCCGGAAGAGAAAUACUCGAAUGCUUUUCUUGGGUUUGGUCCAGAAGAGUCCAACUUUGUUGUGGAGUUAACAUACAACUAUGGAGUGGAUAAGUAUGACAUUGGAACAGGCUUUGGGCAUUUUGCUAUUGCGACCGAAGAUGUCUACAAAUUCGUUGAAAACGCGAGAGCCAAGGGUGGCAAUGUCUCACGGGAGCCAGGUCCAGUAAAAGGUGGAAAGAGUGUCAUUGCUUUUGUGAAAGAUCCUGAUGGCUAUGCUUUUGAGAUAAUCCAAAGAGGUCCUACUCCUGAACCACUUUGUCAAGUGAUGCUUCGUGUUGGUGAUCUUGAUCGUUCUAUCAAAUUUUAUGAGAAGGCUUUGGGGAUGAAACUUCUGAGGACGAUUGAUAGACCAGAGCAGAAGUACACCUUAGCCAUGAUGGGGUAUGCUGAUGAAGACCAAACAACUGUCCUGGAGUUGACUUAUAACUAUGGUGUGACUGAAUAUACCAAAGGAAAUGCUUAUGCACAGGUUGCAAUCAGUACUGAUGAUGUAUACAAAAGUGGUGAGGUUGUCAAUCUGGUCACCCAAGAGCUUGGAGGAAAGAUAACGCGACAACCAGGACCAAUUCCUGGAAUCAACACCAAGAUUGUUUCUUUUCUAGACCCAGAUGGUUGGAAAACAGUUCUGGUUGACAAUGAAGAUUUUCUGAAGGAACUGCACAAGGACGAGUAAUAUCAUAUGCACUAGCCUCUGGGAAUGGAUUUGGGAGUUGUAGUAAUAAAGUCUUAUUAUGAAUAAUUAGUGUCUCCGAUAUGAACAACUGCUAUCGAUGUUAGCCAUCGUGUGGCGUGAAACUAUACUUGACUACAACUUCUGCUUAUACACAUUUGUGUGGUACCUUGUCAAUAUAAUAUCCGAUUAGCUAUUACUUUUGCUGUUUUUUAGAAAGGAUUAAUAUGCUCGUGAAAUAUAUCCACAUAGUUGAGUUUGUGCUUUGCAUAUACUAGUUUUUAUUAUCAAUGGAAGGUAUACCUUCUUUGAUUUUAGCGGA
Messenger RNA from Ilex paraguariensis (yerba mate), 1281 nucleotides. NCBI's taxonomy places the organism in Eukaryota, Viridiplantae, Streptophyta, Magnoliopsida, Aquifoliales, Aquifoliaceae. The record is from the annotation of a GenBank genome assembly.